GAAAUAUUCAGUCUAGCAUUAACCUUACCUUGCUAAGCAAUGUACCGAAAAGUCUCUGUUAUACAAAACAACUUGCAAAUAUGCCAGUUAAGGCAAUUGCGUUCGAUUACUCACACUAUUGAAAAGGUUUCUGAUGAAAACACAGCUAGAAAUCAUGAAUGGGAGCAAGCAAAACCGUUCAAAAGUGUUCCGGGUCCAACAAAACUUCAAUUAAUUCGAAGCUUUUUACCAGGAGGACAUUUUUAUAAGAAAUCAAUGAAUGAAUUUCUUGAUAUAAGUCGAGAAAUGUAUGGCGAUCUGUAUGUGCUACCAGGAUUUCUGGGACGUCCAAAUAUGUUCAUGUCAUACAAUCCGGAAGACAUGCUCACUGUUUUACGUUCGGAAGGUGUUUGGCCUUAUCGACGGGGGCUAGAUACAAUGACUUACUACAGAAAAGUUCAUAGAACUAAAAUGUUUGGCGGUGAAAUUGGACUUGUGGGAUCGAACGACGAAGCUUGGGCCAGAUUUCGAAGUAUGGUCAAUCCGAUUUUGAUGCAACCAAGAAAUGCCAAUCUAUACCUUAACAAUAUGCUAGCAGUUAGCGAUGAGUUCCUUGAGAGAAUUCGAGAAAUUCGUGAUCCAAAGACAAUGGAAGUACCCGACACCUUUGAAGAUGAAAUCAAUCGUCUGACCUUCGAAUCAGUCGCUGUAAUUGCCUUAAAUCGACAAUUCGGGCUUAUACGCAAGAAUCGAAAUGAUAACGAAGCGAAAUUGAUAUUCGAGACUCUUCGCAGCUUCUUCGAAUUAUCAGUAGUCCUGGACAUGGGUCCACCGAUAUGGAAGUAUAUCAAAACCAAGAAAUUUCAUCAGCAGAUGAAAAAUUACGAAACACUUUCGGAGAUCAGCACAAAAUACGUUGAAGAAGCAAUUGAUCGAAUUGAGAACGAUAAAACUCCCCGACGAGAAAAUGAAGAAAAGAGUGUUUUGGAGAAACUUUUGAAAAUCGAUAGAAAUGUAGCCAAAGUAAUGGCUUCGGAUCUAUUAAUGGCUGGAGUCGAUACGACAAGUAGUACUUUGGCUGGAAUUCUGUUGUGUAUUGCCAAAAAUCCUGAUAAACAAGAAAAAUUACGUCAAGAACUUCGUACCAUCAUGCCACACAAGAAUUCUCUUCUAACUAUUGAAAAUAUGAAAAAUAUGCCAUAUCUCCGGGCUUCAAUUAAAGAGGGUAUGAGAAUUUAUCCAAUUGGAUCGGGAACUAUACGUUACAAUAAUGAAGAUAUUGUCAUGAGUGGUUAUCAAAUACCAAAGGGCCAAGAAAUUAUAUUGAAUCACAAUUUUCUUCUGAACACCGAACAGUAUUGUCCCAAGGCCAAGGAGUUUAUCCCAGAGAGAUGGCUUCGCAGUGAAGAGUCCCAAUACACACCGGUGCAUACAUUUUUGUACAUGCCCCUAAGUCAUGGCCCAAGAAGUUGUGUGGGUAAGAGAAUUGUCGAUAUGGAAUUGGAAACUACUGUGGCUCGGCUUGUGAGGAACUUCAAUAUUGAAUUCAACUAUUCUGUGGAGAAUGCUUACAAGAACCGUUUGAUCAAUGUCCCGGCCAUACCACUUAAGUUUAAAUUCAGCGAAGUAGACCAGUAGUUGAAUGUUAAGUUAAUAAAAUUCUGCAUUUCAUA
This is a messenger RNA of Eupeodes corollae, 1652 nucleotides long. Its product is annotated as cytochrome P450 CYP12A2-like. The coding region runs from base 40 to 1617 and encodes 525 amino acids. Gene Ontology annotation, molecular function: monooxygenase activity; heme binding; iron ion binding. NCBI's taxonomy places the organism in Eukaryota, Metazoa, Arthropoda, Insecta, Diptera, Syrphidae. The record is from RefSeq and is a predicted model, not a curated record. The transcript has 5 exons.